This is a messenger RNA of Cololabis saira (Pacific saury), 7076 nucleotides long. RefSeq names its product cytoplasmic linker associated protein 2 (gene clasp2). NCBI's taxonomy places the organism in Eukaryota, Metazoa, Chordata, Actinopteri, Beloniformes, Belonidae. The record is from RefSeq and is a predicted model, not a curated record. Gene Ontology annotation, biological process: mitotic spindle assembly. Gene Ontology annotation, cellular component: spindle microtubule; mitotic spindle; microtubule organizing center. Bases 600 to 5246 code for a protein of 1548 amino acids. The transcript is spliced from 45 exons. Gene Ontology annotation, molecular function: microtubule binding.
CUCCCCGGGCACGCGCAGCGAGCAGCGGCCGUUGGCGGCGCAGUGGACGCGGCGUGUAAUCUGCAGCUACACCGGUCACCGGUCACCCUGCUGCUGUCCGGGACUAACGCGAUAAUACCGGCGGGCUGCGACACUCGGGACGGCGGCGGCCGUGAAGUGGAUGCGGGGACUCGGGACUCGGCCUGCUCUCUCUCUAGAGCUGCCCGCGCUAGCACCACAGAAACAACAGAAACUAGAAACUAGAAACUAGGCGUGAGGUUGUUUUGAUGCGGAUCUGCCGCCGGGACGGCUGCGCUCCCUGCUGUCUGGGGGGGUUUUAACUUUUACUUCAACUUAAAGGGUCCAAAAAGAAGAAAUAAAGAAAGAGAGGAAGAAAACGAGCUGCGGAUUUGGCGCAACGAACAAAGUGGGGCUUUUAUUAUGGCGAGUGAGGGGAAAUAGCUCCUGUGUUUGGAUUAGAUGAGCAGCUCUCCCUAAAGGCAGUCCAGGCCGCAGUACCCCCCUGUAACGCUCUGAGCGACUCGGAUCGUCCUGCAAACCCGUCUCUCCCCGUCUCUUGGCCGGCUCCAUCGGCGGGCCAGCGCGGCACUCGCAGCCAAAUGGAGGACCAUGACAACAUGGACUAUUUUUACCAGCAGGUACUGCAGAAAGACGUGACCCGCAGGCUGCAGGUCGGCCAGGACCUCAUCGACUACCUGGCCGACCCGCAGCGCUCCGCGGACGUGGAGCAGGACAAGUCCCGGCUGGACAAGACCAUCGACGAGCUGGCGGGAUGGGUCAACUCCAGCAAUUUCAAGGUGGCAUUGGUAGGGAUAGACAUCUGCGGUGCAUUUGUGGAUCGCUUGGGAGAGCGGUUCAAAGGAUGCCUUGGCACAGUAUUGCCAGCCCUGGUGGACAGGCUGGGUGACGGGAAGGACCAGGUCCGGGAGAACAGCCAAGCUCUCAUCCUGCGAUGCAUGGAGCAGGCCGCUUCACCCAUGUAUGUUUGGGAACGGCUGCUGCCUGGUUUUAAACACAAAAAUUUCCGCAGCAGAGAAGGAAUCUGCCUAUGUCUCAGCGCCACACUCGGCACAUAUGGAGCUCAGGCUCUCAGUCUCAGUAAAUUAGUUCCUCAUCUCUGCUCUUUGACUGGAGACCAGAACCCACAGGUACGCGAGGCCUCCAUAACAACACUGGUGGAUGUUUACCGUUACAUCGGAGAGAGGGUCAGAGCAGACCUGGGAAAGAGAGGACUUCCAGCUGCGCGGUUACAGACUAUAUUCGCUCGUUUUGAUGAAGCCUUGAAUUCAGGCAACAUGGCUCUCAGCCUGAGUCACGAUCGUAGUUUUGACGAUGACGACAGUGUGGACGGACGCUCUUCCUCGGCUCAGACUGCGUUUAAAGUUCCAAAAGUUCCCAAGAAGCCUGCAGAGUCUUCAACUGCCCGCCGACCCAGUGCCACUGGUGCCAAGCUAGUGUCCAAGGAAAGUGGGGGAAUUGACGAAGAUGACUUCAUUAAAGCCUUCACAGAUGUCCCCACCGUCCAGAUCUACUCCACGAGGGAUCUUGAGGAUAACCUUAAUAAGAUUCGGGAGAUCUGCUCAGAUGAUAAACAUGACUGGGACCAGAGAGCCAACGCGAUGAAGAAAAUCCGUUCACUGUUGGUGGCGGGUGCAACCAGCUAUGACUGUUUUUACCAGCACCUUCGACUACUAGACGGAGCCUUCAAACUGUCAGCUAAAGACCUUCGCUCACAAGUGGUCCGAGAGGCCUGUAUCACAGUGGCCCACCUCUCUUCAGUUCUGGGGAAUAAAUUUGACCAUGGAGCAGAGGCCAUCGUCCCUGUCCUGUUCAACCUCAUCCCCAACUGUGCCAAAGUCAUGGCCACCUCCGGUGUAUCGGCUAUCCGCAUCAUUAUCAAGCACACCCACGUACCCAGGCUUAUCCCCCUGAUUACCAGUAAUUGCACAUCCAAGUCUGUGUCUGUAAGAAGGCGCUGUUAUGAUUUCUUGGACCUUCUGCUACAAGAAUGGCAAACCCAUUCUCUAGAAAGGCAUACUACAGUUUUGGUCGAGAGCAUAAAAAAAGGAAUUCGAGAUGCCGACUCGGAGGCCAGAGUUGAAGCCCGCAAAGCCUACUGGGGUCUGAGGAAUCACUUUCCAGGAGAAGCCGAUGCUCUUUACAACUCCUUAGAGUCUUCCUACCAGAGGACUCUCCAGUCCUGCCUGAAGAGCUCUGGCAGCGUGGCCUCCCUUCCCCAAAGUGACCGCUCCUCAUCGUCCUCUCAGGAGAGCCUAAAUCGUCCCCUGUCUUCCAAAUGGCCGGCAGCUCCAGGACGAGUCCCCGUCGGUUCUAAGGGUGGGGUGUCGAUGACCUCCCUGCAGCGUUCCCGUAGCGACGUGGAUGUAAACGCAGCAGCAGUUGCAAAGCACCGUCACGUGGGACAAACCAGGGGAGCGGGUCGUCUGCCCCCUGGCUCCUACUCCUCUCUGGAUGAUGCCUCUGAUAAAACGGAUGGCCGUGUUCGUACAAAGCAGCCCCUGACUACAGCCAGCAGCGUGUCGAGCCAGGUGGACGCGAGAGGCCGCAGCCGGACCAAGAUGGUUUCCCAGUCGCAGCGUUCCGAUGAAUCCGAUUGCACACCAGGAUCUCAGUCUGCUAACCCUGUUGGUGCUGGAAGUCGGAGUGGCUCCCCCGGUCGUGUUCUGACAACGACAGCGUUGAGCACCAUGAGCUCUGGUGCACACCGGGUCCUGGGUGGACCUGCCGGGGACGGACGCAGGCGCAGCCGCAUCCCCCGCAGCCAGGGCUGCUCCAGGGACUCCUCGCCCACUCGUCUGACUGUCGCUCCUUCUAGCAUUAGUUCCAUCUACAAUGGUGCAAGCAGAGGAGCUCGGGGCAGUCGUAUCCCUCGGCCCAGUAUGAGUCAGGGCUGCAGCAGAGAGGCCAGCAGGGAAAGCAGCCGGGACACCAGCCCUGUGCGCUCCUUCACACCUCUCGCUACGCGGAGCUACUCUCGCUCCACCGGAGCUCUCCACUCAUCUGAUGCUUUUGGGGCUGCAGGAUCAGGUUUUGGCAUCAGUCAGUCUAGUCAUCUUUCUUCUUCCGUCAGUGCCAUGAGGGUCCUUAACACCGGCUCCGAUGUUGAAGAGGCUCUCGCAGAUGCACUGCUGUUGGGAGACAUGAGAUCUAAGAAGAAGCCAGCACGGCGGCGUUAUGAGAACUAUAGCAUGUAUUCAGAUGACGACGCCAACAGCGAUGCAUCCAGCGCCUGUUCAGAACGGUCCUACAGCUCAAGGAACGGCGGCGCCAUCCCCACCUACAUGAGACAGACGGAAGAUGUGGCUGAGGUGCUCAACCGUUGUGCCAGUUCCAACUGGUCUGAGAGGAAGGAGGGGCUAUUGGGUCUGCAGGCUCUUCUCAAGAACCAGCGCACUCUUAGUCGGGUAGAGUUAAAGCGUCUGUGUGAAAUUUUCACCAGGAUGUUUGCAGACCCUCAUAGUAAGCGAGACUCCGGCAGGGUGUACGGCACGGCAGAAUCCGGUAUAAGCUCAGCCUCCUUCAAGAGAGUCUUUAGUAUGUUCCUGGAGACACUGAUAGAUUUCAUCCUGGUCCACAAAGAGGACCUGCAGGACUGGUUAUUUGUCCUACUCACACAACUGCUGAAGAAGAUGGGAGCGGACCUGCUGGGAUCCGUACAGGCCAAAGUUCAGAGGGCUUUGGAUGUUACGAGAGAGUCUUUCCCUAAUGACCUCCAGUUUACUAUUCUUAUGAGGUUUACUGUGGACCAGACGCAGACGCCAAACCAUAAGGUGAAGGCAGCUAUUCUAAGGUACAUCGAGACACUGACGCUACAGAUGGAAGCACCAGACUUUGUGAACUCCAGUGAAACUCGGUUGGCUGUUUCUCGCAUCAUCACUUGGACGACUGAACCCAAGAGCUCCGAAGUCAGAAAGGCAGCCCAGUCGGUGCUCAUCGCCCUGUUCCAGCUCAACACCCCAGAGUUCACCAUGCUGCUGGCAGCUCUUCCCAAAACCUUUCAGGACGGAGCCACCAAGCUGCUUCAAAAUCAUCUGAAGAACACGGGGAAUGUUGCACAGGCACCAAUGGGCAGCCCCCUGACACGACACACCCCCAGAUCUCCAGCCAGCUGGUCCAGUCCAGUCACUUCACCCACCAACACCUCCCAGAACACCCCCUCACCAAGUGCGUUUGACUAUGAUACAGAAAACAUGAACUCGGAGGACAUCUACAGCUCUCUGAAAGGUGUCACGGAGGCAAUUCAGAACUUCAGCGUUCGCAGCCAAGAGGACAUGAAUGAACCAGUGCAACGACGAGAAGGAGAGGAAGGGGGCAGCGGGACAGACGGCAGAGUCUCAGACUCCAUGGACGGCGGCCGGAUGGCUCUUGACAACAAGACUUCCCUCCUCAAUACCCCGCUGCUGACCUCCAGCCCCCGGGGGGCCAGAGAGUACUUCACUGACUCCCCUUUCAAACAGAGAAGCAAAGACACCACCAUGGAUGAUUCGGAGCAUCUCACUGAUGAUAGCAGCCUUGACCAAUCGGAGCUCGUCGCCGAGCUGCUCAAGGAGUUGUCCAACCAUAACGAGCGCGUAGAGGAAAGAAAAGGAGCGCUGUGUGAGCUGUUGAAGUUGAUCCGUGAAAACACCCUGCAGGUGUGGGACGAACACUUCAAGACCAUCCUGCUGCUCCUGCUGGAGACGAUGGGUGACCGAGAGCAUGUGAUCCGGACAUUAGCUCUGCGGGUGCUGAGGGAGAUUCUCAAUAAGCAGCCUUUUCGGUUCAAGAAUUAUGCAGAGCUCACCAUCAUGAAGGCCUUGGAGUCUCACAAAGACCCUCACAAAGAGGUGGUACGAGCAGCAGAGGAGACAGCAGCCAUGCUGGCGUUGUCCAUCAGUCCAGACCAGUGUAUCAAAGUGUUGUGUCCCAUUAUCCAGUCGGCUGAUUACCCCAUCAACCUGGCUGCUAUUAAGAUGCAGACGAAGGUGGUGGAGAGGAUUCCUCGUGAAGGCCUGAUGAGCCUGCUACCUGAGAUAGUGCCAGGACUCAUACAGGGCUACGAUAACUCUGAGAGCAGCGUGAGGAAAGCCUGUGUGUUUUGCCUGGUGGCCAUCUAUGCGAUAAUAGGAGAGGACCUCAAACCGUACCUCAGCCAACUUUCCAGCAGCAAGCUGAAGCUGUUGAAUCUAUACAUCAAGCGAGCCCAGUCUGGCUCCAGCGCCAGUGAACUCUCUGAAGGCCUAUAGGAGACACACGUUCAUCUAGCAGGGCGACCACAGAACUGCAAACAGUCCCCACCAAACAUACGGCAUCUGCUCAUGAGAUCACAUCCACACAAGAAGGAGAAGAAAAAAAAAAUCACAAAUCCAAACUUAACAGUGCUUACAUCCAAAACAGACACAUCACCACUCUGUAUACCGGUACACAAAUAUACAGUACAUAGGCUAACGGAGUCUUCAUGUUUCCUGCCUCACUACAAGAUUGGAGUUCUGGUGCCGAGGAGAGGAACGUUGUAGUUCUCCUCACCCUUACUGAGCAUCCACCCUGAUCUCAGAGUGAACUGAACCCUUAAUUAUGGAUUAAAUGAACAGCUGCAGGCUUGCAUUCUCAUACUCCACCUGUUUGUCACUAAUCACUCGAGGAUGAUGAUGUGAAACGUCCGUCCUGUCCGAUUUGAACAAUAUCUCAUAUCAGUAGGAAGUGGUGCAUCUGCAUGGCUCUCAUCUUUCUGGGAAUUAAUAUUCAUCAAACACUACGAUGAACAAACUGUGCCGUGUAUUUUUUUUAUUUUAUCUUUUUUUUUUUGUUUUUUUUUUUUGUUUUUCUUCUUUUAACAGCUUCUCCUUGAACCGUGACAAACUGGGGCCAGGAGGACUGGAAUGUAAUUUUAUUUUUAUUUUUUUCAUCAUCCACACAUUGAGACACACACACACACUGUUUCAGAAAGGUGCUGAUGAGUCUAAACAACCAGUCAAUUCCUGCACAGCACUAACGCCAGUCACGGCAGGUCCUACCUGCUCAUAGUAAACACAAAGCAGACAAAAUCCAAAGUAUAAAAAGCGUUAUGUGCUUGGCUAUGCAUGAGGCUGAAUUUAAAAUGAAAAUAACAUUUUUACCGGGGUCCUGUUGACAGUUUAUAGUGCUGUGACUGGAGUUUUAAAGUAAUUUAAAUGAUGUCCACCCCUUUCAGAUAAAUCCAUUUCUCCCUGCUCAUCUUGGAUCAACCCUCUCUGGACAGCAUGGGAAGAGGGCAGGUGUGUGAUGCUUUACUACAUGACGUAUAACAGGAAAUGGCUUUUAUCACAUAGUGGAUAUGUGUCUAAAAUAUGAUAUUAAAAUUGAAUAUCCCAUAACGUUGAAAGUGUCACUUAGGAGAGGUCCCUAGGAGGGUGCUGGCCCGCACCUUCACCCAUCCUUGUUUUUAUUUUUCUCUCUGUUGCGCGUGCCGUAGUCUCUCUCUCUCUUCCUCCCUCACUUUAUUUUUUUCUCUACUGAGAAAUGUGUAGAAAUGUAUUAUUUACAGCUCUGAAAAGUCUUGUCUUCACUUUUUCUUCAUCUGUUCAUUGUGACUUUGUUUCCUUUCUCUCCUUGUAACAUUCUAGUUUUUUUUCUUCUGUUUUUUCCCCUCUAUGCAUUUACAAAGCUGUGCUUAAAAUUAAAUAAAGAACUUGUACAGAUCAUAACAAGCCACGUCUGUUGACUUUUGUAGCACACAAGUCCCAGGGUGAUGUAGUUGUUAAAAAAAUGUAAUAGAGUUAGAAUUAAACUCUUAAGUCUAAAUUAUUUCUGUAACUGAUCCUGGACAGUGGUAUAUGAUCUGUAUUGCAUAUUUCUAGAUUUUUUUUGUUUUGGUUUUGUUUUUUUUGCAGCUGUGGGCCUGGGUCUACAUAUAAGAUUUACAAGACUUUGGGACAAUACUCUCUUCACUGAAUUAACUCCAAUCUUGUUGUACAGCUGUACUUAUGAACGUUUUACAGUUUUAUUUUGGCUGCUGACAUUUGUGAUGUAGAUGAUCUCCAUAUAAUUAUGGGUCAUCAGAAGAUAGAAAUAAAACUGGAACCAGUAUGUAUUUAUAA